Molecule: messenger RNA, 2892 nt
Organism: Coregonus clupeaformis (lake whitefish)
Lineage: Eukaryota; Metazoa; Chordata; Actinopteri; Salmoniformes; Salmonidae
Product: sterile alpha motif domain-containing protein 7-like
Exons: 7
Coding region: 293-1819 (508 amino acids)
Molecular function (GO): protein binding
Source: RefSeq, a predicted model, not a curated record
UAGGACAAGGGUGUGGCUGAUUGGCUGAUCAGUUUGAGUUGUCACUUAACUUAUCAGAGGUGUCUAGCUAGGCUACUAUAGCAAGGCCCUGAGGAGUCAGUCAGCACCAGAAAUCUUGAACUCCUGACCUGAAGACAGAGUGUAGCUUUAAGGUUUUCUACUGCUUUUUAUUUACAUUUCAUUCAGAUUAGCUUCUCGUUCUGUCUACUCCAUUGGGACAAGCCAGUCACAAGCUAUUCUCAUUGGCAGGAACUUGAAGAAAGGCAGUUUCCUACAGGUCAAAGGUCGGGCCAUGACCCCGAGGGAGCAGCUGAGGAAGAUGUCAGCGAUGGGGGAGCAGGGGGCUCUGGACGAGAAACACUGGUAUCGCCUGGUCAACGGCAUGUCUGCUGGAGAGCUAUGUCAGAGGCAGGAGAUGAUGAUGAGGAACCAGAUAGCCAUGGCUCCUCAGAUCCUGGCCCAAGGACAGCAGAGGCUACAGGGGGUGCCCACCCAGUUUGAGCCUCGCUUCAUGGAAAGAGAGCUAGUUCCACCCUCGGAGAUGGUAUCUUCCGAGGCCAGGCAGAUGCACAUGGGGGGUCACCUGGGUCCGCCCAUGCCCCCACACCCUGGCAUUUCUGGCAGGGGCUUCCCUGGAGUUGGUUACAGUUUCAUGCCCUCAGAGCCCAUGGAGACAGUUGCCCGGCGACAAGAACUCAUCCACAAGCAGAACAUCGCCAGGAUUGAGAUUAAUGCCAUCCUCCACCAGAAGGAGAUGGAGAACGCCCAUCAGAAGGGUCUGAUGGGUAUGGAUGCGCCCAUGAUGUACCAGUCCAACGCUAUGGCUAUCCGAGGGCGCCAGCGCCUCCCAGAAGGCCACGACUUCUUCAUCCACCGUACCACCCUGGAGGAAAUGCAGGCCAACAAACUCCUGAUGUCCUCCAGCCCCUAUCCACCAAUCAGCAUGCUGCAGAGGGAGAGGGGCCGCAGGGCUGGUCGCAGGGCAACUAAUCACAAGAGCGCAGAGAGCCAUGCGUCUGGCCCCAAGAGCCAAUUGGAAGACAAGAGUGUGGAGCAGAGUCCCGGGGGUGCCUCUGGAGAAGAGAAAGAGGCGGAGGGGAAAAUGGACAUGGGAGGGGAAGCAGCCAGCAAACAACAUCAAACCAUAAUGGACACAGAGCUCUCGGUGGACGGCAGAAAGAGCUACAAGGAGGCGGCGCAGGGCCUACGCAAAGCCUGCAUAAACAGUCAAGAUGGCUGCCCUGACGUCACCAACUGCAACAGUGGCGCCAGCGACAAAGACAGGUCCAGUCAAUGCUCUGCGUUCCAGUAUCCCUCCGCCAGUGGACCUAUCCCAGGGCCACCCAAUCUCUUUCUUAACGGACAAGAUAUGUCCUCUGUUGAAGACCUUAGGAAGUGGACAGUGGAUGACGUGUACAUCUUCAUCAAAAACAUACCCAGCUGCUCUGAAUAUGCUCAGACGUUCAAGGAUCACAUGAUAGACGGGGAGACGUUGCCACUCCUGACCGAACACCAUCUACUGGACACAAUGGGACUGAAGCUGGGCCCGGCACUCAAGAUACGAUCACAGGUGUCUUGCCGGCUAGGUAGCAUGUUCUACAUGAUGAGCCUCCCGCUCUCCGCUGCCGCCGCCCUGCAGGCCACCCCUGAGAAGGCAGGAGGAGACAGAUCGUCAGAGAUCAGCUCCCCUGUAUACUGUGACAGUGUGGAGAUGAUGGACAGCCCCUGCACCAGAGACCCAGAGGGCUGCAAACCCACAGACCCCCUCCCAGAGACUGACAACCCCUCUCCCCCCUCGGCCAGCAGUGAAACUGCCUGAGGCAUCAGUGAGGGGGAUACGAGUCGUCGGCCAGUGGCUCAGUUCCAAGUCGACCCCUAGCUCCUACCACAUACUGUACAUAUAGACACAACCCCCUAAGGACUUCAUGUAGAUCUUUAAGCAUUGGAUGGGUAUACGUAAGUGAUAUAGUAAUGGCUGCAUCAUGCCCUCUGAUUGGCUAGGUGGAAUUUUCGCUGUGUUGAAUGCAUCUGUCCAAUCCUUGCAGACCUUCAGAAGUGCAUAGGUAGUAGGAAGUAGGGGUCGAUUUGGAAUUCAGCAAGUGUUUCAGCCCUAAGAGCUGUUUUUAAGCUGCUUACCAUUUCCAUCAGGCUAUUGUGUUCAGUUUUCUAGUGUGUGUCCUACAGUGUUUAAACUGCUAAGGAUAUGAUGGAAUUGUAUUGUAUGUACAGUAUUUAGUUCUAGUUCAAAUGUUUGGUACUUCUUUUUACCAUGUUUCAGAUUCAAGAGACCAUGGUUGCUCAGACGUUGCAUGCAUCAACCAAUGGUUGCGGGCCACGUCAUCGACUGUGCCGUUAGGCACCAGAUUGCUAUAACAUAUGAUGUGGUUAGCUGAUACGUAAAAUACCUAUCCAGGCGUUAUAAGAUCUGACAUGCAUCAGCAACGUCUGAGCAGGGGAAUACAACCCAUGGGUGAGUUCCAGACUGACUAGGUAAGGCGCCUGUGCAGUUGGCCCUCCUUCGCAUGCUGCCUGCCUCACCUGGGACAACUUUAGAGAUUCUUGUUUUUCUACAGUAAAAAGACUACAAUAGCCACAAGGCUGUUGACAACCAAAGCAACCAUUACUACAGUUGUUUAACAUAGCAGUCAACUUAUUUCCUAUAGUCUCAAAAUGAUUCAAUGUUUUGUUUCAUGUGAUAAAGUUGACAAAGCACACAAGGGGCAGUGCAGUUAAAAACGUGAUUAUGAUAUUUCCACACUAUAACCAGGUUUCCAUCCAACCUUUCUAUGCCAGUAGAGUACAUGUCGGAUAAAUAAUGUCAUGACAGGCCUGAUGAAACAGAACAUUUGUCGGUAAACUUUCCAAAUGUCGACAAAACUAAAUACUCUAGAC